Messenger RNA from Cheilinus undulatus (humphead wrasse), 4454 nucleotides. RefSeq names its product potassium intermediate/small conductance calcium-activated channel, subfamily N, member 4 (gene kcnn4). The record is from RefSeq and is a predicted model, not a curated record. Bases 139 to 1668 code for a protein of 509 amino acids. NCBI's taxonomy places the organism in Eukaryota, Metazoa, Chordata, Actinopteri, Labriformes, Labridae. Gene Ontology annotation, molecular function: intermediate conductance calcium-activated potassium channel activity; small conductance calcium-activated potassium channel activity; calmodulin binding. Gene Ontology annotation, cellular component: neuron projection; plasma membrane; neuronal cell body. Gene Ontology annotation, biological process: potassium ion transmembrane transport. The transcript has 9 exons.
UGCGCGUAACCACGGCGCGCAGGUUAGUAGGAGUGUUGAGAUGAGGGUGAACUAAGAAGCCAAGGCUUUAGUUGAACUCGCUACUUCAAUGAGCGACGGACGAGAGAAGGGCCUGGAACACAGAGAGCCCAUCGGACUAUGCCCUCUCCCGUUUUGGGGGGAAGCAGCAGGGAGAGCGGACAGGAGGAGGACGGAGCAGCUGAGGGGGACAACGAACAGAGAGGCGCUCUCAUGUGGGCUUUGGAGAUGGAGAUGACGAACCGCAGUCUACCCGGAGACUCCAAAGUGGAUUAUGGGAACUGCGAUGGCUUAAACAAUCGUAAAAGUAACGAUUUAGCUGAAGUAUCAGUGUCGCUUUCGGGGAAGAGGACAAAUUUCAUGGAGGGAGACAAUCUAUACAAACUUCGGGACAGAAAGUUGUUAGUAGAGGAUAAAAAGCGGCUCUGCGCGCUGUCUCUGGGAGUUGCUUUGCUGGGGAUAUUGCUCAUGAUCAGCCACGCCGAGAUGUGUCGCUAUGAUUCGGAAAGCCUGUACGUCGCCUUAAUCAUCAUCAACUCCUCCAUCACCCUGUCCACUGGGUGUCUCCUGGCUCUUAUUAUAGCUUUCCAUUAUAAAGACAUCAGGCUGUUCAUCAUUGAUCAUAACCAGGUGGACUGGCGAAUAGCCAUGACCAGCCACAGGAUUCUCGUGAUCAUUCUGGAGCUGUUGGUCUGUGUCAUCCAUCCUGUUGGCUCAUUCCGGGAGAUCGGACGUAAUGCCACUUCGUCCCCCCCUCGGCUUUGUGUUUCCAAUGAGCCCGGGGCAGGCAUGAUGGACGGUGACUUGCUUUUAUCAGUGCUGAUGUUCUUGCGCUUUUACCUGGUGCACAGAGCCAUCCUGCUGCACAGCAAAGUCCUGCUGAGUGCCUCCUACAGGAGCAUCGGUUCCCUCAACAACAUCAACUUCACAUUCCGCUUUGUUCUCAAAGUACUGAUGAAUGAAUAUCCUGCACGCACGCUGCUGGUGUUCAUCCUUUUCUUCUGGCUUUGUGCGUCCUGGAUGCUUACUCUCUGUGAGAGGGGGACACAAGAAAUGACCAGCAACAUGAACACAGCAUUGUGGCUCAUAGCCAUCACUUUUCUAACAGUAGGCUAUGGGGAUGUGGCGCCCAAAACCAGCUGUGGAAAGGCUGUGUGUCUCUUCACUGGAGUCAUGGGUGUAGCCUGCACAGCCAUGCUGGUGGCAGUAGUGAACAAGACAUUGGCGUUGAACAAAGGAGAGAAACAUGUGCACUUCUUCAUGCUGGAUAUCCAAAUCUCCAAGAGGAUCCGCCAUGCUGCUGCUAAUGUGCUAAGGGAAUGCUGGCUGUUGCACCGCUCAAACCUAACAAUAGGCAACCGCGGCGAGCACCGAAGACACCAGAGGGGCCUACUGGAGGCCAUCAGAGUAUUUCGACAUUUACGCCUCAAGCAGAGAAAAUUGAGAGAUUACGUCAGUGAGAUGGUUGACCUCCCGAAGAUGCAGAUGAUCAUGUGUGACCUCAGUGCCAAUUGGAAUAACUCUUAUCGGGAGCUGGAGCAGCGGAUCCUCUCUAUGGAGCAGAAGUUGGACGAGUUGAGUCGCUGCUUCCAGCAAACCUCUGAGCUGCUGUUUCAUGUCCUACGUCACCGCAACCCUGAGAUCAGGUGACAUGGCUUCAUACACUUUUAACAGAGACAAAUACUUGUCUUUGGUGUUUUCAUCUAUAAGGGAGAAGGCAAAUGCUCUCCACCCAGCGCUGCUCCAGACUGUUAACAUGCUGAACCACUUGGAGGACUGGCAUACCUACUAAAGAUCUCAUCUUCUGGCCCUGUGCUGACUGCACUGCACAAUGACUCAUAGCUGUAAAACUAUACAGACAAAGUAAGCCCUCCAGUCUUCUUCUCAGUGGGAGGAUCACAAUGCAUCUUGUUCGAUUUGUGAGGGUGAACAAAGAAGUGAAUUAAUCUCAAACCAGGACUGUGGAGAUUCUUAUUUUAAAUGCUAUGUGUAAGGUUUCAUUGAUGGAUUCCUUCACUGCCCUAUUCCUGUGGAAUAAGAUGCAUAUUAUUAACUUGUUAAUUUUAUUUUUCAUCUUUCACAAUAUUUUACAGUGUUAAUCAAAUCAAUGUUAUGUAUGGAGAUCUAAAGGGGACAUAGGCAGGAAAGAAAACGUUUCAGGUGCACACAGAAAACUAUGUGGCAAAUAUUAGAAAGAGGUUAUUGCACAGUAUUAUUUUCAUUUAAAAAAAUAUGACAAUAAAUGUCAGCAACCUUUUACCCAGGGUGAGAGUGAAUGAUGCCGGGCCAACAAGAGUUUUUUUUUUUUCUGAAUAAGUACAUGUUUAGGAUCUGUUUAUGUGAAAAGGUGAGACUAUGAUGUUAGUCGUGGGCUGCAUGAUAUUCAAUAUCUGUUAUUUUUGCCGAACUGUGCACUUAAAUCAUCUGCAUAGGCUGGCUACAAACUAGAUGAUCAGAGGUACAUGGCAAUUCAAAGCUUGUUACAACUGAUUAUAUGUCAAUGUUAUUAUUUUACUAGUCCAGAUGGAGUCAGAGUCUCCCUGAUUCAAAAUCAUGAAUAAAACAUGUCUGAUGUAUUUGAUUCCAGGUUUAGCUGCCUUUGACAGAAUACCUGCAAUAGCCCAAGACAGUCUUGCUGCAGACCAUUCAUCUCUGACAGCCACUCUCACAGAUCAUUCAUCUGAGACACUGUAUAUCUAAGAAUAGAAAUUCAUGCUAAAACUUUAGAAAUAAAAUUAAACAUCCUUUUAGGGUUUAGGGUUAAGUUAGGGGUUAGCAUUUUUUAAAACCUGACCUGCAAAACAUAAUUACAUUAUCUUUGAUAAAGCCGAGAUUACAAUCUGCUACAGGAAAAAGGCUCAUCCUCCAUGAAAACAUACUAACCCAGCAAGAGUAGCUCAUAUUGCUGCGUAAGUUAGAAAGAUAAUGGAGCUACUUAGCUAACCUAGCUAAAGCUAAGCUCACAAAGCAGCUAUGUAAGCGAUGUAGAUGAUGUAUCUACGUAGAUACAUUAGCUUUAGUUACAUUUGCUGAAGCUCAUGGUGCUAAAGUUACCUUAACUCUAGAUGAUGGUGCUAUGUAGCUAAAAUGGCUACUUGGUUAAGAUAGCUAGCUAGUGUAGUUAAAGCUAGGUACACAAAUCAGCUAUCUAAGCUACAUAGACACGUUAUCUACGUAGCUACGUUAGCUGUAAUUUCAUUUGCUAAAGCUCACAAUGCUAAAGCUUAUUUAGCUCUAAAUAACAGAGUAGCAUAGCUAAGAUAGUUACAAAACUAAAGCUAAGCUUACAAGGCAGCCUUUAAAGCUAAGUAGAUACGUUAUCUAUGUAGCUAAAUUAGCUUUAAUUACAUAUGCUUGAGCUCACACUGCUAAAAUUAACUUAGCUCUAGAUAACGGAGCUACGUAGCCCAGAUGCUACAUUGCAAACAUAGCUAAAGCUAAGCUCACAAAGCAGCUAUGUAGAUCUGAUAUCUACAAAGCUAUGUUAGCUUUAGCUAUAUUUGCAAAAGUUCACUUUAAUAAAGCUAACUUAGCUACAUUGGCUUAUGUAGAAACGUUAAUUACGUAGCUAGCAUAGCUAUGCUAGCUUUACAAAGUUACAGCUAGCCACCAUUCAUGUAACCACCUCUGAAAGGUGUCAAUACACAAUUUAAUCUUGGAUUAGACUGAUCUUUUUCUCUUUUUAAUUUAUGAAAUGUUACAUUGUCUUUAAUGUUUGCAAUGUGGUUACUGGUUAUUUGAUUAUGAUAAGAAUUUUGUAUUAAAAAGGAAAUCUUACACUGGAAAUAUAUUGUACCAGCAAAAUUUGGCACUUCCUUUCUGAGAUAUACGUCUCAGAUGAGCGGCCUGUACGAGUCACCAUCACAGAUGAACAGUCUGCAUCCAGACCCCUCUAACCACAGCCAAUAAGAGCGAGUAGAGCAGAUGCCAACCUGAAUACCUUUGUUCAGUAAAUGACGUUGAUAGUCUUUCAUAUUUGUUUUCCUCCUGAAGUAACAUUUGACUGCGUGGGUUUCUGUGAGGUUCUGUGUUUGUAGAAUCACCACUGUGAAGUCAUAAUUACUUUACUGUUUAAAAUCUGGCCUUAUGUCUGCAAUCUCCCAUGCUUCCUUAAUUUGUUAAGAUACUUCCAUACUCGCCCAGCGAGAGGAGAGGAGAGGUAUGUGUGUGUCACCAAGCAGAGAACAGGAGCUGUUUUAUGCAGACGAAAUAAAACCAAACAAAGAGCACCAACCAACAUGAUAACAAGCAUUAAUGAGCUAGCAGUAGCAUGGCUUAGCAGUCACAAAGGUCUGUAAGUUAUCAUAAUUAAACCCAAUUUCCAAAAAAUUGAGGCAUUGUGAAAAAAGUAAAUAAAACAGAAAGCAAUGAUGUACACAUCUCAUUAACCCAUAUUUUAUUCACUAUAGAACAUAAAUAACAUAUCAGCUGUUGAA